Messenger RNA from Caenorhabditis bovis, 348 nucleotides. The record is from the annotation of a GenBank genome assembly. NCBI's taxonomy places the organism in Eukaryota, Metazoa, Nematoda, Chromadorea, Rhabditida, Rhabditidae.
AUGGGUGUCGAGCUUUCUCUUGAUCCUCCGGUGUGUCCGAUUCAGGCCAACGGCGGUGUGUCGAAGCACAAGAUGAUCAAUCAUACCGAUAAGAAUCUCGCGUUCAAGGUGAAAUCCUCGAACAACUCCAAUUAUAGUGUGAAUCAAAUAAUGGGCGUUAUCAAGGUUUGCGAGACGUUCGAGUUGGUGAUCACCAGAAAGCCGGGAAAACCGCAAAAGGACAAACUGGUUAUUCAAUAUGCUGGCGUUGAGGAGAGUGUGACCGAUCCGAAGGAGGCGUUUGCCACCGGCGAGCCGAAAGGACUCUUCACUGGCGAGACCAUCAUCAAGCUCUCGGCCGCUGAAUAA